AUGGUCUGCAAGACAAAAAACACACCAGAGUAUCGCUUUGGCGCAGUCAUGUUUGAUCAACUCAACAACCAAAUCACCAGUAUCAAGUGUGACUAUCCAUUCGUAUCACAAUUGUAUGAUGCAAAAGCUGAUGAGAUUACAAUUGACGGUAUAGAAGAUAUACAGCACCAUGAGUUUCCAGUUUAUUGUAGGUUUUUUCUUUAACUUUACGAUGCUUUUCUUUAUAAAUUCUUUAAAAAUAUGUCCUUUAUCCUCCCUUACUCUACAAAGUACGACAAUACUAUUUAUUUUUAAUUAUCAUAAUGUUUAAGGUAUAGCAAGUCUGGCAACAUCACUGAUAAGAAGUGUGUUUCUACCCAAUUUAAAGCUGAUCAUGAACAACAAAACUCAACCAUACACUCAUUAUACAUCAUGCCCCAAUGUCACGUCUUUGCGUUACAACUUUGUUAACUUUUCAAAAAGUUUACAGCUUUUUACCGCGUACACCAACUACUUUUACCAUACUGUACUCACAAUGUUCCCAAAUCUCAAAGACGUUACCUUUAAAGCAACGCUUAGUCCAUGUGGAUUCAACGUCAAUUACCACAACAUGAAACACAUCUUAUCGGCUGCUAAUGAAUACGGUGUGAACACUGUAGUCGAGAUUGUGAAUGAUACUAUCGAUUGCAACGAAAGUUUUAUCCGGAAGUUCAUCGACAAACUUGUAAAGAUUGAGCACUCUAGAGAAAGUGAUGGCCAACAGCAACAAGUGGUUUUAAAAUUGCAAAGAGUUACAGUUACUUUGAAAACAACUACUAAAAUGGAUCAACGGCGCCGCAAGGCUUUGACGGUUUUUUAAAUAAUCGAUUGUAAUAUUUAAAUGCUAAUAAACUCUAGCAUGUCAAAAUUAUUAAUAAUUGUUAAUUUUUAUGUUAUUUUAAUUCUUAUAAGCUAAUCAUGGCACUAAAAACUCAAAAACAAACGUUGAAAACUAAGAACAUUGGUUAAACAAGUUGGUACCGCCACGAAAACUAUUCCGCCAAAUUUUGCCAAAUAAUUUUUCGAAAUGAAAAUUUUGAAGUUUUUACGGCUUUUUAAAACAAAAACUUUGUUUACAGUAAUUUUACGUAAAUAUAAAAAUAUUUUUAUACCAAUAAACUUUAAAUUUUUAGAAUGGGGUUAUUAAAAACCUUAAUUCUUGUUGUUACACUGCUUUUAAUAGGCCUAAAUGGCUUCCGAUUGAAUGUACCUCGCGUUUUGUUGCCAUAUCAUCCGACGAAUCAAGUGACAUUCUUGUUGGAAGUGUCACAUCCUGGUGGAGCUUGCUUUACUUGGUAAGAUUUAUAGUGUUUUAGAUUUCUUUGGCUGUUUUUGAUAAAAACUUCAUUUUAAAUUUGGAAUUUUGACCGGAAUCUUUAUGAAUAUCUUUUCAGGCGGUCUACUCGACCUGAUGUUGCUUCAAUCGAACCAAUUGAUCCGAAAAACAAAGGUUGUUCUGACAAAGCAUUGUUAACAUCCAGGUCCAAGCAUGCUGAUGAACAAAGUACCACCAUUUUUGCUAAGGAUCUCAGUAAGUCUUUGUUUUGUGAUUGAUGUUUAGGCGUGAGUUUGUAGAAGGUUUGGCAGAAGAUUAGGAGUUUUUCCAAGUUUUGGAAGCAUGUGUUUGUUUAAAAACUUUGAGGUACAUUAAAUAUUAAUGUAUAUUAUUCUAGACAGCGGUGUAACCUUGUCCUGCGGAGUUUCUGUUGAUGUUAUUCACUCAAUAAAGGUGGAGACCAUCACAGACUUGCUGUUUUUGGAAGCUCCGCCAGCUAGAAUAACCAUUGACGCCUUCAACAACAAGGGACACGCUUUCUCGGCCCUUGGAGAUAUACCUUUUGACUGGAAUUUCGAAUUUGCUGAUGCUUCUAGAAGAUCAUUGAGGAUUAUUCCUUUUUCACAGAGUAAAUACGAUGCUCCUCUUGGGAUUGAGUAUUUGGAGAAGCAGAAAAAGAAGGGAUUUGUUGUGUUAGUCGAAGGUAUUCAAACUGGAUCAGCUAAAUUGACGGCUAAAUUUAGUGAAAGCGAGUUUAGUGUAAGUUUUUGUGAUUACGUUACAAAUAGUUUGUUUUUUGAGUUCUUAGAUUGAUGAUCACUUAAUCUAUAUUCUUUUAGUACAUUUCACCUCACAGUAUCGAGCUUUACGUGGUUGCCAACUUGUUGUUGAUUCCAUCAGAAGAUCUUUAUGUUACUGUUGGAUCUUUGAUCCCAUACAGCGCUGUAAUUUUGAAAAAUGGAGUUACUGAACGUAAGUUGACUUUUUUUGCAGUUUUUUAUGUUUUUAGGUAGCUAAAGGAUUGGUUGGGCUUUUAAAACAGUAAAAAGUCAUGGAUAAUAUAAAUUUACAUGUAUCAUAUAAGGUUUUACGUAAAUUUUCUUUUUAGCUGUGCCAACGAUCAGUACGAGCUAGCAGUCAGUGAUUCAGAAGUAUGCACGCUAGAUCCAACGACAAACUAUUUGACAGCUAAUAGUAUUGGUAAUGUUGAAGUAACGCUGUUUGAUUCAAGUAAGUCUUUAUUUUGAAGAAAAGCUUGAAUUUCUAUAGGCGAUAUUUUGAACUAAUCUAGCUUAUUUUAUAUAUUUCUACUAAAAAACAAAUCUUCAUAAAGUUUUUUUUUCACCCAAAGCAUUACAUUAACUUACUACAAAAAAAUUUUUAGCUGUUUGUCAAAAAGCCGGCUUCAAACCUCAAAGUGCUCAUGUUUAUGUGGUUGAACCGGACUCAAUUUACUUUUCAAUCAACAGAGGAAACAACUGGGUACUUCAGAAUGGAGUUGUCUAUGAAAUUGAAGUUAGAUUGUUGGAUUUGCAGGGCAAUAACGUCUAUAUUCCUGAGAUAAGUUUUAGAGAUUUUUUUGGAUUUUAAUAUCUUUUAGAGGGUUUUUAGUGGAUUUAUUUUUGUUUUUAAUAGAUUUUGGUUUUUUAAAAGGAGUUUUAAAGCUUUUUUGGAGGUUUUAGGUAAUGGUUAAUAUAAAUUUUUAUUGAAAGUAGGGUUUUUGCUUUGAAACUGUUUUUUGUACUUAAAGUAACGCUUUAAAUUGUAAAAUACGAAUUGUUAAUUGCGAAGUUAUUAAUAAGUUUUGUUAUUGACAAGCUCAUUUCCAGAACGCCAAAUUCGACACAGAUCUCACGGACUACCUAGAAGUUAUCGAAGGAACCCUGAACAACACUCACUUCAAAGUCAGAGCCAAGAAAGUUGGUGCAACUACAAUAAAAUCCCACUUUAUGCAAAUCACAGACAUCAAUGGAUACAUACAAAAAGUGGCAGUGCCAAUUUUCGGCGAACAAAAAGCCGAAAUCUUCGAAGCGGUGGAUGUAACACCAAAGACUUUGAUCUUCCCAUAUCAGCACAAUUCCCAAUACAAGUAUAAACUGAAGGUUUCGGGUGGAUCCGGCAUCUUUGUUUGGUCUAGUGAAGACCCUAGUGUUGGUACAGUGUCAGAUGCUGGUGUGGUACAGAGCGGCGAAAUUGGAGAGACCAUUGUUCAUGUGGCUGAUUAUCGGAAUGAACAACAUAGAGACUCGGCUAAGGUGGAUUUGGAAUAUUGUUUUUAGGGAGGGCAGAGUAAAAAAAAUUUUGUUGUAAAAUUAUUUUUUUCUAUAUCGUGAGGGGUUUUUUUCGGAAAAAAAUUGGGCGGGGUAAAAUAAUUUUUCGGUGGAGGGGGGGGUUUAGCUUUUUUUUGUAAUUGUUUGCUUUUCUGAAGAGUGAGAGAUUUUGUUUGAGAAAAAAUUUUGGGCGGGGUAGAAAUUUUUGGAAGGGGGGAUGGUGAUUUUUUUUUAAUUUAGUAGAGCUAAGAAGUAAGGCAAAAGGUGUGAAUGAGUGAUUUUUAUUUAAAAAAAUUGCUGGUCAGGGCUGGUUUUUUAUUUUGAGGGGUUAAUUUUAAAAAUUUGUAAUUUUAGGUAAUUGUCUUUGAACCAAAAUCCUUGGAAUUUGGCCCAUCAGUCGUGGAAGCUGAAAUUGGCUCAACAUUAACAUUGAACAUCAAAAUGUUGGCCGAUUUGAACGGUGCACCAGUACCAUUCACAGACUGUCGAAACUACGAUUUCAGUGUUCAGAUUGCCAAUCAGAAUGUGUUUACGGUCGAUAAAAGUGAGUGUUUUAUGGGAAAUGAUGAUCAUGACAUAGUUGUGACAUUUUUUUGUGAUUUUUAUGACAUUAUUUUACUUUACUUUACCCACUACAACGUGACUCAAUGAUAAGUUUUAUAAAUUUUGAUGAUAUAUUGAUUUCAAUGUUUAUUUGGGUAACAAAUUUCAGCGAAACCAGCCGAAUUGCCCUCAAAAUGGAGGAUGUUCGAGUAUUACUCUAAUUGCAAAAGGCCUUGGAGACAGUAAAGUUACAGUGUCAUAUGGAAGCCUAAUGGCACUAUUUAAGGCUGAUUUUUAAGACUAAAAUGAUUUUUUGAACGUUUUCUGAAACAAAAGUUCAGUUUUGACGGUUGUAAAAGGUAAAAUACGGUGAGUUGACGAGUUUGCUUUUAGGGUCUUUUGCAUUAUAAAACAAAGUAAAAGUUAAUAAAAAAGAAUCUAGAUUAAGCUAAAAUGAAUAUUUUAGAUCACAGUAGACUCAAAGCUCCUCCUCGGCCUCGGUUCCUCAGCCCCAUUCAAAUUCGAAGGCGGUCCAAGACCAUAUUCGCACGAUCCAAGCAAAUACUACACCAACGUGAACACAGCCAACGAUAGAAUCGGAGAAAUCGUCCAAUCCGGCGAUGCCUACAAUGUGUUAUGCAAGAGUGACAUGGCUGAAACUACAGUAACCGUCAAGGUUGGGAACAGAAAAGCUAAAAAUCUACCAUACCCAGUUCACGCCACAGCUCAAGCUAGACUAUGUUGUUCGGUACCGUCUCGACUGGCAUUGACUCAACAGGCUAAAGGAAGGGCUAGUGGUGGGUGUCAGGCGAAUACGGUGAGUUGAGGUUGUGUUAGAUGGUUAUUCUACUAGGGUAAGGUAGUAUUAGGAUAGACGGGGUUUAUUGUAUAUGUUUGUAGAUUUAAGCUAUUGAAGUUUCAUUUUCUCGGUCUAUGUUAACUUGUUUUAGCACUCGAUGUUCUUCGGCGAACUAACCUACCUCGAACUGACAGCUUUCGGCCAAUGCCCAAGCCAAGGUGAAGAUGCGAUGGAAAGAAAGUUUACCUCAAUCGCUUCAUUAAUUACCGAGUUCAAUGUAAAACAAACUUCAUUGGCUUCAAUCGACCGGUUGGAUAAGAAUCAGAAGUUGGAAAGCAGUAAGUUGGCCUAAAAUGAUUUUUGAUUGGUUUGAGGGUUUAUGAAGCUGGUUUUUGAGGUUAGAUGGUGGAUAACGUGUGUUUUUUUUAUCUAAAAUGAUGUAGGCUGGCUGUUUUGAAUAUAAAGAAAUGGGCAUUAUACGUUUUUUAGUGUAAAAGGAUGGAUAAUAUAACGAUUAUAUACCUAAAUUUUCAGUUUUGGCAGAGCUACAGCCAUCAGGAAAGCCAGGAGUCCUCGACAUCCAAGCCUCGUCACACCAGUUUAACGUAAAAGGAAACAAAAGAUCAAUCGGAAGAACACUAACUGCUAACCUGCUCUUAAACCUAGUAGAUCUAGCCAAACCAAAUCCAUCAUCAAUUGUCAUCUGGAACCAGAAAGGCGCCAGGGCCACGGUAACCCUUCACGGCGGAUCAGGACAAUUCUACAUUGACCACACUCUCAGUGGAACAUACGUAUCAGCCUAUCUUCUGCCCAACAAGGAACGGACUGAAACACAAAUCCAGCUGAGCCCGGUCAGAGAAGGUGUCACCAAGCUGGUAGUUCAAGAUCUCUGCAUCAUUGGCCAUGAAAUUGAAAUUCCGGUGAAAGUGACAGAGAUCAGUAAAAUUGAGAUUAAAGGAAGCGAGUUUGUGGAACUAAAUGGUGAUAUACAUCUGGAUAUCGUCAUAACUGAUGUGGAAGGCAAAGAAUUUGCGUUGGAGGACAUUCAAGAGAUCAAUCUGAACCUAGAGUACAAUGAUCAACUGAUAAUUCUGAAGAAAGAGGGCUUGUUAUCCUACAAAGCUACUGGCCUAAAGAUUGGAGUAACUCGAAUCACGGUGUCAGCCAUAUCAGCUACUACGAAGACGAUUAGAAGCGCACAACAUCAUCUACAGGUUUUUUCACCAUUAGUUUUGGACCCAAAGGAAGUGACGUUGAUUCCAGAAUCAGUGUUUGAACUAGAAGUCUUGGGCGGUCCAAAACCGUUGAGAGAUGUCCACUAUGAGAUGAAUAACACUGCCAUAGCAAAGAUCUCAGAAGGCCUGAUAAGAUCAACUCAAACUCUUGGCUACAGCUCGAUAACAGCCGCGAUUGGAGUGGCUGGACGAAAAGUUACGUCGAAUCAAGUCACGUUAAAGGUGGUAUCACUGGUUGGUGUCAGAAUUGUCGUAUCAUCAUUGUUAGUGGAGACUGGAGAAGUUUUAGAGGCUAGAGUUGAAGGCCUCACAGGAUCAGAUGAACCUCCAUUCUCAUUUGGUGGAGCCGAUUACCCAUUGACCGUAGAAUGGACCCUUUCCAAGCCAGACGCCGAGAUUCUGACCUUUGAAUCCGUGACCAGAAGCCUCUUCAAUCAAAAAUCGGAAAAUCAAUUUGCCACGCAGCUAAGAGCACUAAAACCAGGAGUGGCAGAGCUCGAAGUCAAAGUCACACCACAUUCCAGAGGAUACAAGCAGUUCCAGACCAGGGAUUCACACUUUUCAAGUGCCAUCAGAAUUGAUGUUCAAGAUUCUUUAGCAUUUGUGGCACCGUUCUUGGAAAAACAGCCAACGAUUAGAGUUACACCGUUAACUAGCUUGCCUUUGAGCAUUAAUAGGUAAGGAGGGUGUGGUAUUGAUAGGUUUUUGUUAUUUACGGUAUUAAGGGCGAAGUAAGAGUUUUGUCGUUUUUUAGUAUGGAAGGUAGCGGAAAAUUGCGACAAGACUUUUAUUUGCUCAGGGGUUUUAUUUAAGCGAGAGAUUUUCUAAUUUAAAGAGAAAAAAGGAUUUUGUUUGCUGUUGUUGAACUAUAUUUGAUAAAACUUUUUGGUUUUUAGACCAACCGACCAAACCCAAUACAAGGUCCACCGCGAAUCCGCCCCACUCUUCGAAAUAAAAUCGACCGAAACCUCGGACGGACUGCCGGAAAUCCUCCUGGAAUCGGGCUCACAAGAAGGCGUCGGCGCUCUCCUAGUCCAACACAACAGCUCCGUCUACAACAACAGCCAGUUUGUCACAGUGGAGGUCACAGCAGCCAAAUCAAUUCAUUUGACAGUGGAAGGAAAGACGAAACGAGUCCGUGAAAAUCUGAUGCCAGGCAACUGGAUCACCGUGAAUGUGGGAUUCAGAGACGUGAGAGGACGGGUCUUACAUGCAGCUAAUAACAGAGUGGCAUUCAGGCCUCAUAGGUAGGGUUUUGAGCGGUUUGGGGAUGGUUUUUUAAAAAAAAUUAAAUUUUUCGAACUAAAAAAAUAUUUUUUUUUCAGGUUUGACCUCACAGAGAUUGAAGCCUUGGAAGAUCGCCGCAAACUCAAAAUCUACCUAAAAUACGACGGAGAAACUGUGCUUAAAGUAUGGGACUCGAAAGACUUCCGCAUUGCCACAUAUUUGAGAUUAUCAGUUGCUGAUCUAAGCCCAAAAGAACUAAAAGAUGAGGAAGAUGUAUCAAACAACUUGACCAUUGCCGAAUCUUACGAAAAAGUCAAAGAAACCGCGUAUGAAGCACAACAUGGAAUUGGACUGAUUUUGGGAGAAUUCUUUGAUAACAACCCGGCUACAACGUUGGUCAUGAUGUGGACCUUCUUCUUUGCUACCGUUGGAAUGUUGUGUAGGUUUUUGGUAUAGAAUUUGUAGUAAUAUAAAGGGUUUUUCGAGGUUUUAGGGGUGUUUUUGUAGGUUUGAGGGGUGUUUGCUAAUGAUUGGAAUAGCUAAAAAAAUUUUAGGUUAACUUAAUCAAUUUUAGCUUAGCUAAACAAAUUUUAGUCUAGUACAAGAUUUUCAAAUCAAAGUAUCAAAAAAAAUUAUAAUUUUUUCAUUUUCAGUCUACUACAUGUUCAAUCGCCGCUCACUAACCCCCAGAUACGACAUGAACUCAUCCAGAGUCUAUGCCUACCAAACCUCAGCAGAUGGAUCCCUAGGCUUAUCAGGAGAGCUCUCAGCCUCUCCCCUCUUUCAUUCAACUCCAGGCUCUGAAAAUGGAAAGAAACAACCAACUACAUCGAAGAGGUUCAACACACCCGUUAACAAGGCCUAUGUCAAUCAAAGCUCACCCAAAUUGUCGAAUAACACCGCCGGGUCCAAUCAUGACGAGCUCUUCAACAGCUCACUGAGCCCUAACAAUCGAUUGAAACAGGUCGUCAAUCGGUUUUAUAAUUAA
This is a messenger RNA of Bursaphelenchus okinawaensis, 8356 nucleotides long. The record is from the annotation of a GenBank genome assembly. NCBI's taxonomy places the organism in Eukaryota, Metazoa, Nematoda, Chromadorea, Rhabditida, Aphelenchoididae.